Molecule: messenger RNA, 3801 nt
Organism: Fomitiporia mediterranea MF3/22
Lineage: Eukaryota; Fungi; Basidiomycota; Agaricomycetes; Hymenochaetales; Hymenochaetaceae
Exons: 11
Coding region: 524-2632 (702 amino acids)
Biological process (GO): methionyl-tRNA aminoacylation
Molecular function (GO): methionine-tRNA ligase activity; ATP binding
Source: RefSeq, a predicted model, not a curated record
CAUUCGUACGCGACGCACUUGCACUGUAGUACCUUUCGUAGAGAUCUGGAUGCUCUUUCUGGAGCCACUCCUUGCAUUUGGUCAGAUGUUCGCCGAACUCGCAGUACUCGGGUGGGAAAGAGCACACUGACCAGUGAAUUUAUUUAGCAGAUGACUGGGAAGAGUGUAGAUGAUCAUCCACCUGCGCAAUAUAGCACUUCCUUCGGUUCUGAGUCCUGGGGUUGCUGAGGCUGUUCAUCUGCUGGUUGUUCGCGGUUCUCGUUCUCAUCAGCUCCAGGCUCUGUCGCGUCUAUCUGUUGGCCUGAUGAGUCUUCAGCCGACAUGGCGCUUGUGGAUGGUUGAAGGCAGGUGAAGGUGCGUUACUGCGUGUAUGCGUCACUUUUUCUCUGGCUUGGUGCGAGAUUUGCUGGUAACGUGAUCGACGCUACACAACUCACUUUUUCUUUGUCCAAAGGUCCCGCCGCGUCACAACCCAUCUCUUAUAGCAUCUCUGUUUCUCUUUUCCACGACGGCUGCAUGAUUCAUGAUUAUUGCUCGGACGCGAUGGCUCAACGCGUCUAGCAAAUGUGCACUUGGCGUCGUGAGAGGGCGUCAAGUGUACUCCCGUCGAUGGUUUGCAGACCGUGUUGCAGAUCGUAUUGAAGCUCCUCCACACUUCACCCUGCCUUCCACGCCAGAGCGACGGACAUAUCCAGCAAGGUUAGAGUCAAGAGUCAAACCGUACUAUGUCACUACUCCCAUAUUCUACCCGAAUGCUGCUCCGCAUAUUGGACACCUUUAUUCGCUUGUCAUAGCAGACAUCUUUGCACGUCAUGCUCGUCUUACCUCGCGCUCUCGUACAGUGAAAUUCGUCACUGGUACGGAUGAGCAUGGUUUGAAGAUUCAGAAGGCUGCUCAGGAGCGUAACAUGCAACCCCAGGAAUUCUGCGAUCGCCUUUGUGUUUCUUUUAGCGGUUUGGCACGACAGGCGAAUAUUUCGCAUACCAAGUUUGUCCGUACGUCGUCAGAGGAACACUGUCACGGUGUACAAUCACUUUGGACGAGGCUCAUGAAUUCCGGACAUAUUUACUUGGGCGAGCACAGCGGCUGGUAUUCAAUUUCGGACGAAUGUUUUUAUACCGAUUCGCAAAUCCGUACUGCAGUCGAUCCGAAAACGGGCACAGAAGUGAAAGUAUCCGCAGAAACGGGCAACGUUGUGGAGUGGACGAAGGAGCAGAAUUAUAAAUUUGCGCUUUCCAAAUUCAAAGCCCCGCUCCUAGAACACUUUCAGGCCAAUCCGAAUGCUAUCUACCCUCCGAGUCAGCGACAAGAAAUUAUGGACAUUCUCGAAUCUGACGAUCCCAAGGCACUCACUGAUUUGUCAAUAUCUCGACCAACCUGGCGAUUGAAAUGGGGUAUUCCAGUGCCGGACGACUCUUCUCAAACCAUCUAUGUUUGGCUUGAUGCUCUAGCGAGCUAUCUUACCGGAAUUGGCUAUCCGUGGAUUGAUACAGCUGAUAUGGUUUCAAGCGGUUGGCCAGUGAAUCUCCAGAUUAUUGGGAAAGACAUACUAAAGUUCCACGCCAUAUACUUUCCUGCUUUUCUAAUGGCGCUUGACAUGCCAUUGUCGCGUGCUUUGCUUUCUCACGCGCAUUGGACUGUCAAGAAGGCCAAGAUGUCUAAAUCCGUUGGAAAUGUUAUUGAUCCCGUAGCCAUCCUUAAGGAUCAUGGGGUUGAUGAAGUGAGAUGGUACUUGGCUCGGACUGGUGGUUAUUUCAAGGCCGAUGUCGAUUGGAAUGACGAUCAGCUUGUCAAGUCUACGAACGAACUGAGAUCAUUGCUCGGCAAUGUGCUGUUACGCUUACAGUCUAAAAAGAUGUUGCAUAGGCUACCCGCCGCAUACCAAAGUGUUCCGUUACACCGUGGUAUUCUCUUAACACGUGGGAACGCCCCAAUGCACUUGUUUGAACCAGGUUCGGAAGAAUAUGAUGACAGAUUGGAGGACGAGCGCUACGCUUAUGAAGCAAUUAAGGAAGAGGCGCAAGCCAAUUACGUGAAAGAGUACACUGACAGGCUCGCACGCCCUCGAGAUGUUUAUGGCCUAAUAUCGGAGAGGACUCCAGGCGUCGUCCGGUACUCAGAACUACCAGAACCAGAUGCAACUGGCGAGGCACUCAUAGUUUCUGCGGAGUUACGCGAGGCACUCAACAUGCUGCGCGGGAAGGUCUCGUAUCACUUACAGCGAUUUGAAGUGGGUGAAGCAACGCAAUCAAUCGUCGGCGUCUUGUCUCUGUUAAAUAAGGAGAUCACUCGAAUUCGACCAUGGUCUGCUGAUACUCGACCGCGAGACGUCCUUCACCUUCUGGCCUGGGCCCGGGAGACAUUGCGGAUUUGUGGAAUAUUAUUGCAAUCUUUCAUGCCUACCGCUUCCCAAGCUCUUCUUGACGCACUUCGUGUCCACCCUGGAGCUCGUACGUACGCAUAUGCGACUAUCGGCGUGGGCCGUGUGCGCCCUGGCCCGAUGAAGAAAACUGUUCUCUUCCCUCCGACGGUUGAGAGGACGCUACAGCAUGUCGAGGCAGAUCACAAGCACGACGAGAAUAAGCAGAGAAAAGAGAGCUAUAAGGCACUCAAGGACGGUAGGCCGAUUUAGUGCUUCCAUGCACAGGAAGCACCCAACACACCGACGAAAUCAAUUUUAUUCCCGGCGUUUCAAUCCUUUCGGGUUGGCGGCGUCUCCUGGCGGUAAAAGUCGAAGCAAGCAGAAAGAAAAGAUCCAAAGAAUGCUCGCGAAACUCCGUGACAGUAGCCUGAGCAACGAGCAUAGAGAAUUCCUUGCACAGUGUCUUGCGCUCAAAGCGCAAAAGCAAAAGGAGAGAGAUGCGAGUUGAUUGCUUCCUCUUCAUACUUUGACCUGACCACACGUAGAAUAAUAUAGAGUAGUCGUAAUUGCUAAUUAAUUUAAAUGCGAAAUCGAAGCCCCACCAUGUGUUCGAUGCACCGAAGCAACGUGUUGUGUGCAUCCAGAUGGUAGUGCAGGCUUGUCACUGUACCAAUGCCUCUUUCCCGCUUACAACAGGAGUGGGAAGCUGCUAUGGACUCGGAUUGCUCUUCAUCAUUAUUGUUCGACGAUUCACCCUCAUUGUCGGAGGCUGAAAAGGCUGUAUUUGAAGUAAUCAAAGAUGAUCUGUUUUAUUUUUCAUUGGUUACUUUCAAGGUUGAGAAUUGUUUGUUUCGUGUACCGAGGCACGGAUUCGAGGAACAAUCACUAGUAUUUUGUGAUAUGUUUUCAAUGCCGCCAGCCAAGGGCUCCAGAGAUGUAGAAGGCACAAGCGACGAUAAUCCGAUCCACCUGGAUGCGGUUAGCAAGGAUGAAUUCAAGCUUUUUCUCAAGAUGCUCUAUCCACCAAAUGCAGAAAACAUAUCAUCUACGUUGACUGUAGAGCAAUGUUCUUCACUGCUCAAGUUGGCCCAUAUGUGGGAAUUGGACAAUAUCCGCCUUACUACCAAAAAGCGAAUUCGAGACGUUCUUUGGGACAAGAUCCCUGCUGUUGACAAGGUCAAGCUUGCUCAUGAUCAUCACAUUGAAGAAUGGUACGCAGAUGCAUACUAUGAGCUUGCCAUCAGAGAGGAGGCGCUCUCUGUCGAAGAAGCACAGAGAUUAGGUUUAGAAUUCUCAACGAUAAUGGCACAAGUUCGUCAGGUCAUACGUGCGGGCCCUUUGAUGAAGUGGGUUGCUCCGGCUGUUAUUAGGAAAUUCUUCUUCUCAUGAGUUCGUAAAGGCAGGAUAUUUUGUUAACUUGAAUGUACAUUUCUGCAGUA